AUGGUCGUCGGUCUCGUCGCCAGUCUCGUGUCAACCCUCGUCCACAGCUCCAAGACCAAGUCUUCCUCCUCCGCCACCGCCAACCCAGAAGACCAGACAACAACACACCACCAGCAAGGCAGCGCCCACAGCACCCCGUGCCCGCGCGACUGCUCCAUCUGCGCCGUCGUCCCCUCGCUCGCAACCCGCUACGAGCGCAAGCAGGAGCGCAAGGACAGGCGGUGCGCGCGCCGCGUCGCCCGGCGCGGCCACUGCUGCUGCCCGGCCGGCAUCGUCGUGCAGCCCACCGCGUCGGUCGGCGGGUAUCCCACCAUGGCGUGGCAGGCGUACGGCGUGCGCCGCGUGAGCGCGCCGAGGCGGCAGGAGGCGGAGGGCCAGGAGCGCGGGUUGACGGACGGGGAUGUGCCGCCGCCUUACGAGCAGGAAGAUACCCGCCAGGCGUUGGAUGAGAAGAACGGGCGUCUGUGA
This is a messenger RNA of Verticillium dahliae VdLs.17, 468 nucleotides long. RefSeq lists its product as uncharacterized. The transcript has a single exon. NCBI's taxonomy places the organism in Eukaryota, Fungi, Ascomycota, Sordariomycetes, Glomerellales, Plectosphaerellaceae. The coding region runs from base 1 to 468 and encodes 155 amino acids. The record is from RefSeq and is a predicted model, not a curated record.